This is a messenger RNA of Trichosporon asahii var. asahii CBS 2479, 2364 nucleotides long. RefSeq lists its product as uncharacterized. The transcript has a single exon. Gene Ontology annotation, molecular function: protein binding. Lineage: Eukaryota; Fungi; Basidiomycota; Tremellomycetes; Trichosporonales; Trichosporonaceae. Gene Ontology annotation, cellular component: SCF ubiquitin ligase complex. Bases 1 to 2364 code for a protein of 787 amino acids. The record is from RefSeq and is a predicted model, not a curated record. Gene Ontology annotation, biological process: SCF-dependent proteasomal ubiquitin-dependent protein catabolic process.
AUGUCGUCCCCACUGGACAUCGAGCAGCCGCCAGCGCUCGACGCAGCGGGCAGCGUUUCCCCCGAAUCGCCCCGGCUGCAGACUCCCCGCACCCCGCCCUUCACAUCAGUCCCAGUGGCAAAGUACCGUCGCACGAGCACGGGCGGGAACCUCUCCUUAUCGCCUUUGCAGCUACCGCGGCGACGCAGUUCAAGCAACCUCUUUCCGUUCCCGUAUGACGAGGACCCGAGUCCCGCACCGCAUGCACAAACGCAAGCAGCGAGCAACCUCCCCUUGCCUCCCGGGGCGGCGCCGGCUAUGGUGGCCCCGUUCGCGCUUCUCGAGGGCGCGACCGUAGUCGAGGAACCGAUGAUCGCCGAGUCGCCCGCAGCUGCGACACACUCACGCCCGGCGUCAAGUUACGAAGAGCCCACGACGCCCGGGAGCACCAUCUCCUCGUCGAGCGGGAGCCGGCUCGGCGCCGCGGUCCGGCGGGGUCUGGACCGGCGGCGUUCCCGCCACUCGAUCGACGAGGAGGGCUCGCCGCGUCCCUCGCUGCGCUCGCUCUCCUUCCUGAGACGCCGCUCCAUGUCCUUCUCGACUGCCUUCGAGGACGUCCCCCGCGAAGACUCGGUGCCGCCCACCCCGCCGCCGUCGAAGCUCGAGUCACGCGAGUCCCGCCCCGACUCGCCCAUCGCCACUUCGAGCCGCAAGGUGUUCCCGAAGAAGAAGCGCGGUCUCCCGCCGCCGCGUGGCGUCGUGCUCGCCGCCGGCGUGCAGAGCACGGCCGUAGCCGACGAGCUCGUGUGGGGCACACUGUCGUACCGCGCACUUCCCGAGCCAGACUUGUUCGGCUCCAUGCUCCCGCGCGAGCUGCAGCUCAAGGUCUUUGCGGCGCUGCUCGAGUCCUGGGCCGCCUCGCCAGGACACGGGAAGUGGGACGGUGCCCUCGGCGGACGGCGCGAGCUCGUUCGUCUCUCCCGCGUCAGCACAGAGUGGCGCUCGCUCGUAUUUGACGGCUCGCUCUGGAGCGACGCGGACAUGUCCCCCCUCGCGGGGGUGCUGCAUCGGAACACAUUGCGGCAGAUCAUGUCGCAUGCCCGGCCGUGCGUGCGCCACUUGAGCUUGCGGGGACUGGACUCGGUAGCCGGACUGGACCUCAAGCCGUGCUUGUCGACUGGGAACUUUGACUGGACGGCGCUCACGCGAUUGGACGUGCGCGGCGCGCAGAGCCUGAGUGUCGCCGACCUGGUCGACUUGAUCCGGGCGAGUCCCCGCCUUGAGCAGCUGGUGUUGAAGGGAUGGAAGCUGGAAGUCAGGCCGGCCCUAGCUGCCGUCCUGGAGCUAGGCCUCGCUCUAACAGAGUUGGACGUGAGUCGGUGCCAGGGGCUCGAAUUCGGUGCCAUCGAGGAAUUCAUUGCAUCUCUCUCCCCUCGCCAGUCCUCAGCUCUCCGCACGCUGCGCAUCAGCGGGUUGGCCGACUCCUCGGGGCAGAAGCUGUUCAACCGCCUGGCACAGCUGCCCCACCUGACGACGCUGGAUCUCCUGGGCUGCCGCUGGCUCUCCCAAGCCGAUAUCCAGGAAUACGUGGACUAUCUACCGGCCGAAGGGUCGCCAUUGCAGCAUCUCGUGCUCAGCAGCUGCACGAACCUGACGACCGACGCCGUGGAGCUGCUGAUAGGCAAGCUCCCCAAUAUGCGCAUCUUCGAGGCCGCCUCCCUCGAGCCCGUGUUCUACAUGGACCCGCCGCCGCUGCUCUCCCAGCUCGUGCGCUCCAUGCCGCUCCUAACACACCUCGACCUGGACGAGACGGGCCGCUACGGCGCCGUGGACAAUGCGGUGCUCUACGAGCUGAUACCGGGCGCGGUGCCCCAGUCCCCCCUCCGCGUCUCCCACUUGAAGGAACUCCGCAUCGGCUCAGCCAAGGAAGUCUCCGCCUCGUGCCUCGUCGCGCUGUGCCGCGGCCUCCCCCAGCUCCGCCUCCUAGCCGCAGACGGGACGAAGGCGGACGGCCGCGUGCUGCGCGAGUUCCUCCGCUCCCGCCCCUCGGGCGCGUACAUCAGUCUCGUCGACUGCCACCGUCUCUCAAACGAAGCCUACAACGAGGCAGCCAUCUUCUCCCGCCCUCGGGCGGGCGACUCGGAUCUCAGCAGCACGCCGUUCGAGUACGCCGACGCCGAGCUCGAGGAAGACCGGAACGUCGUGAAGAGCUUCUGGGGGUGGAGGAGGGCUACGCCGCCGAUGGUGUGGAGACAGGCUAGGGAGGUCGGGGAGCUGAAUCGCGAGAUUAAGGAGAGAGGCGUGCAGGAACGCGGAAGGGGAGGGUAUCGGUGGUGGCAGGAUGACUUUGAUGAACUUGAGCGCGGGGCGUGCACUAUCAUGUGA